Molecule: messenger RNA, 2774 nt
Organism: Vicugna pacos (alpaca)
Lineage: Eukaryota; Metazoa; Chordata; Mammalia; Artiodactyla; Camelidae
Source: RefSeq, a predicted model, not a curated record
AUGGAGUUAUCAAAGUUGGAACCUUUAUGAAAUAUGCUUUUGUCUCCGUUUUUGUUGCGCUCAAUCAGGACAACAAGUAUUGGCUAAGUGUUGAGCGCGGUUUCCUGUGGGAUUGUGUAAGGCCUUGCAGGACAAUAAACGUUUGGGGGGCACUGAGUAAUGUAGCCAUUUCUGACCCAGCAGCUGGGAAAAUGUGAGACGAUUUGUUGCUGCUGGAAGGAGGACGGCUGGGGCCGAGUUCCUGCAAGAGGCAUCUCAACCUCACCGCGGUGGACGGCCAGCAGAACCGGCCAAAAUGCCCUGGCAUAGUAAGAGGGAAUAUGAGUGAUGGUGCCUCAGAGCAGUGACUUUUUGCCUAGAGCUUGAGAGUUAAAGACCUACAAGCACACUUCAGCUCUAUUGAAUUUAAGGACGACAAUAUGGACACAAAAUCCAUUCUAGAAGAACUUCUUCUCAAAAGGUCACAGCAAAAGAAGAAAAUGUCGCCCAGUAAUUACAAAGAGCGCCUUUUUGUUUUGACCAAAACAAACCUCUCCUACUAUGAAUAUGACAAAAUGAAAAGAGGCAGCAGAAAAGGAUCAAUUGAGAUUAAGAAAAUCAGAUGUGUGGAGAAAGUAAAUCUUGAGGAGCAGACCCCUGUGGAGAGACAGUACCCAUUUCAGAUUGUCUAUAAAGAUGGGCUUCUCUAUGUGUAUGCAUCAAAUGAAGAGAGCCGAAGUCAGUGGUUGAAAGCAUUACAGAAAGAGAUAAGGGGCAACCCCCAUCUGCUGAUCAAGUACCACAGUGGGUUCUUCGUGGACGGGAAGUUCCUGUGCUGCCAGCAGAGUUGCAAAGCGGCCCCAGGAUGUACCCUCUGGGAAGCAUAUGCGGAUCUGCACAUUGCUACCAAACAAGAAAAACACAGAGCUCCCAUCUUCCCAGAUAGAGUGCUGAAGAUUCCUCGAGCAGUUCCAGUUCUCAGAACGGAUGAACCAUCUUCAAGUACCGCUCUUGUCCCAUAUGACAGCGACCCAAAGAAAAAGUAUGACUCCCCAUCAAACGUCAACAUGCAGUAUAUUCCAAGAGAAGACUGUCCUGACUGGUGGCAAGUAAGGAAACUGAAAAGCAAUGAAGAUUUUGCCAGCAGUAACCAAAGGGAGAGAAAUGUAAAUCACAGCACCUCAAAGAUGUCAUGGGGAUCCCCUGAGUCAAGUUCAUCUGAAGAAGAGGAAAACCUUGAUGACUAUGACUGGUUUGCAGGUAACAUCUCCAGGUCACAAUCUGAGCAGUUACUGAGACAAAAGGGAAAAGAAGGAGCGUUUAUGGUUAGAAAUUCCAGCCAGGCGGGAAUGUACACAGUGUCCCUAUUUAGUAAGGCUAUGGAUGAUAAAAAAGGAACUGUUAAACAUUACCAUGUGCACACAAAUGCUGAGAACAAAUUGUACCUGGCAGAAAACUACUGUUUUGAGUCCAUUCCAAAGCUCAUUCACUAUCAUCAACACAAUUCAGCAGGCAUGAUCACACGACUCCGCCACCCUGUGUCGACCAAGGCCAACAAGGUUCCCAUGUCCGUGUCCUUGGGAAAUGGAAUCUGGGAACUGAAAAGAGAAGAGAUUACCCUGUUGAAGGAGCUGGGAAGUGGCCAGUUUGGAGUGGUCCAUCUGGGCAAGUGGAAGGGGGAGUAUGAUGUUGCUGUUAAGAUGAUCAAGGAAGGUUCCAUGUCAGAAGAUGAAUUCUUCCAGGAAGCCCAGACCAUGAUGAAACUCGACCAUCCCAAGCUGGUGAAAUUCUAUGGUGUGUGUUCAAAGAGAUACCCUAUCUACAUAGUGACUGAAUAUAUAACCCAUGGUUGCUUGCUGAAUUACCUGAAGAGUCAUGGAAAAAGACUGGAACCCUCCCAGCUCCUAGAAAUGUGCUGUGAUGUUUGUGAGGGCAUGGCCUUCUUAGAAAGCCACCAGUUCAUACAUCGGGACUUGGCUGCUCGGAACUGCUUGGUGGACAGUGAUCUGUCUGUGAAGGUAUCUGACUUUGGAAUGACGAGGUAUGUCCUUGAUGACCAGUAUGUCAGUUCAGUUGGAACAAAGUUUCCGGUCAAGUGGUCAGCCCCAGAGGUGUUUCACUACUUCAAAUACAGCAGCAAGUCAGACGUAUGGGCGUUCGGGAUCCUGAUGUGGGAGGUAUUCAGCCUGGGCAAGCAGCCCUACGACCUGUAUGACAACUCGCAGGUGGUGGUGAAGGUCUCCCAGGGCCACCGGCUCUACCGGCCCCAACUGGCAUCGGACACCAUCUACCAGAUCAUGUACAGCUGCUGGCACGAGCUUCCAGAAAAGCGUCCCACAUUUCAGCAACUCCUAUCUUCCAUUGAACCACUUCGGGAAAGAGACAAGCCUUGAAGAAGAAAUUAGAAGAUCUCAUGGGAAUGAGUACAAGGCUUGGCCAACAUUUUCAUUCUUUUUAACGGAAGUAGCAAAGCACAGCCAUGGUAAUUUAGCUAAUUCUUCUUAGUGGUAUUCUGUGUGCUAUUUGUCUGUUAUAGUAUCUAGAAAUGAACAAGGUAGGAAACAAAAGAUUUCCUUGAAAUUUAGGUCAAAGUAAUAAUUUUAUUUAUGCUGCUCUUAAUAUUACUCUUCCCAGCCUAUAGCAGAAGCACAUUUUCUGAUUGCAAAAUAGAGAGGGUGUGUACCAGGUGUAAAGAUUGAACAGAAUUGAAAAAUUAUUUGUUGGAUAUGUGUUUUCUUUAUAUCUUCACUAUUAUGGUAAUUAAAUAUGCUAAUUAACAUGUAUGGAAAUGGUGA